AUGGACGGGAGUCUGUUUGUGCUGCUUCUGCUGUCAGGGCUCUUCUGUUCUGCUCUUUCUCGUCAGUAUCAUUAUAUAAAUGUGAGAAUGUCGUGGCCAGAGGCUCAGAGUUACUGCAGAGAGAGAUUCACUGAUCUAGCUACUGUAGACAGCAUGAAUGAUGUGAACAGGCUGGUAAAUAUAGUGGAUGCUGGAUACAGUGGAUCAGUGUGGAUUGGACUGAAGAGGGGGACACAGAAACGCUGGGGUUGGUCUAAUGGAGAAAACACAAUUUCUCAGUACUAUAACUGGGCUUCAGGACAGCCAAAUGGGGAUGGAGAUUGUGUAGCUACAUUUAACGGUGUUUGGCAUGAUAUGUCAUGUGACUAUAAGCGAUAUUUUGUGUGCUAUGAAAACGAUUCAUACUUUAUGGUAUCAAAUGCUAAAAUCUGGACAGACGCUCGGAGCUACUGCAGACAGCAUUACACAGACCUGCCCACCAUCCACAACUCUAAGGAAAAUAACCAGAUAAAUAAGAUUAUUUUAUCUGGAUGGUACAUCUGGAUUGGUCUGUUCCUGGACUCUUGGGAAUGGUCUGAUCAGUGGGAUCUGAGAUUCAAACACUGGGCAGCAAACCAGCCAUCCAUGAGUUUUGAUAACUGUGUUGGCAUGUCAACAACCGAUUCUGGGAAAUGGUUUCAGCAGAGCUGUGAUCUACAGCAGCCUUUUGUCUGCUAUGGAGGUGACUUUCCCCCAGUUAACAGAUAUGUAAAUGUGAAAAUGUCGUGGCCAGAGGCUCAGAGUUACUGCAGAUCGAAGUACACUGAUCUGGCUACUGUAGACAGCAUGAAUGAUGUGAACAGGCUGGUAAAUAUAGUGGAUGCUGGAUACAGUGGAUCAGUGUGGAUUGGACUGAAGAGGGGGACACAGAAACGCUGGGGUUGGUCUAAUGGAGAAAACACAACUUCUCAUGCCCAGGCCUUCAAUACCAAUUUACCAGUUUAUGAACCUAAGUAUGACAUGGCUUGA
Molecule: messenger RNA, 1008 nt
Organism: Carassius carassius (crucian carp)
Lineage: Eukaryota; Metazoa; Chordata; Actinopteri; Cypriniformes; Cyprinidae
Product: macrophage mannose receptor 1-like
Exons: 5
Coding region: 1-1008 (335 amino acids)
Source: RefSeq, a predicted model, not a curated record